Penicillium canariense is the source of this 690-nucleotide messenger RNA. RefSeq names its product NuoI/complex I 23 kDa subunit family protein. Lineage: Eukaryota; Fungi; Ascomycota; Eurotiomycetes; Eurotiales; Aspergillaceae. Gene Ontology annotation, biological process: mitochondrial electron transport, NADH to ubiquinone; mitochondrial respiratory chain complex I assembly. The record is from RefSeq and is a predicted model, not a curated record. Gene Ontology annotation, molecular function: 4 iron, 4 sulfur cluster binding; NADH dehydrogenase activity. Gene Ontology annotation, cellular component: membrane. The transcript is spliced from 4 exons. Bases 1 to 690 code for a protein of 229 amino acids.
AUGGCCACCUCCCGCUCGGUCGCCAGGCUGGUCGCCUACCGCCGGACCCCCUUCCUGCCUAUGGGUUCGACCGCAAACUUCUCCUCCUCGCAACCCCAGCGGGCCCCCCCUCAGCCCGGCUUCCGUCUGCCCCCGCCUAAGCGCUGGGAUCAGGGCUCCGAGUCUUCCCUCGACAAGGCCAGCAAGUACUUCCUCAUGGCAGAGAUCUUUCGUGGCAUGUACGUGGUGCUGGAGCAGUUUUUCCGCCCACCUUACACCAUCUUCUAUCCCUUCGAGAAGGGCCCCAUCUCCCCCCGUUUCCGCGGUGAGCACGCUCUGCGUCGCUACCCUACUGGUGAGGAGCGCUGCAUUGCUUGCAAGCUCUGCGAGGCCAUCUGCCCGGCCCAGGCCAUUACCAUCGAGGCGGAAGAGCGUGAGGACGGAAGCCGCCGGACGACCCGUUACGAUAUCGACAUGACCAAGUGCAUCUACUGUGGCUACUGCCAAGAGAGCUGCCCCGUGGACGCCAUUGUGGAGAGUAAGUCUUGGGAACCCACUGGAAAAGCUACAAAGCAUUAUCUAACUGGAUUGUGUUACGCCACUGAGACCCGUGAGGAGCUCCUGUACAACAAGGAGAAGCUCCUCGCCAACGGCGACAAGUGGGAGCCCGAGAUUGCGGCCGCUGCUCGCGCCGAUGCCCCUUACCGAUAA